Molecule: messenger RNA, 3238 nt
Organism: Sycon ciliatum
Lineage: Eukaryota; Metazoa; Porifera; Calcarea; Leucosolenida; Sycettidae
Product: nascent polypeptide-associated complex subunit alpha, muscle-specific form-like
Exons: 15
Coding region: 271-2592 (773 amino acids)
Biological process (GO): regulation of cell cycle; regulation of DNA-templated transcription
Cellular component (GO): nucleus
Source: RefSeq, a predicted model, not a curated record
UUUUCAUUUCGUUCCCUUUACUUUACUUGGACCAGCUGAGGUUGUCACCAUCCUGUACCUCUCCUGUAGCUGUGCGUGUCCUGUGCAUGCCAUUGUUUGUGACGGAGAUCGAGUAGUACUGGUGGUUUUUAGUUCUUCUUCAAGGCGAGCAUUUUUUUUGUGAAUCCGGCCAGCACGUCUGUCUAUUUGCGACUUCGACGAAUUUGAAAAUAUUGAUUUUGUCCUGUGUGGCGUAGUGCCAGUGGUGAGAAUAUUAUACCGGCGUCAGCGAUGGAUCCCGAGGGAGAUGAGUCCUCGUCGAUCCCCAGUGCUACUGCUUCGCCAUCGAAUGGGCCCAGUAAUACAAACACUGGACCUUGCCUGACAUGGUUAGAUGCUGCUGAGGUGGUGCUGCGGGAUGUCUCCAGCAAGGGCCUUCACAUCACAGAGUUGACAAGUCUGAUUUUGGACCGGCGUUUGACCCAGUCGAGCUCCAAGACUAGCCUGGAAACCCUGCUGUACCGUGAAACCCUCGCUGGGAGUCGUCGUUUCAAGCGCCUUCCCGGAAAGUUAGGCUGGUUUGGCCUACUGACUGAAGAAGAGCGGCAGGAAGCCAUAUUGAAAGAGGGGGAAGAGAAGCCAGGGACGGUGGCACGCAAGCGCAAACACACUCAAGAGGAGAGCGAUGAAGAAGAGGAAGAUUCUGAAACGGUGGAGAUGGAGCGGCAGAAGUACCGCUUGCUCCGUCGUGCUGUCAAGGAGUUUGUCUUUGAGAACAAAGCCUUGUCAGGUCAACAUCAAAUCUUGGAAGAGAAACUGGGACGUGCGAAAGCUGAAAGAAGGUACUUACUGCGGCGGCUACUCAGCUAUGAGAGCGGUGAUGUCAAGGCACCCAUCAUUCUGAAGGGCAAGCGGUCAGUCGACCGGCACACGCAGCGGGCACAGAACGAAGCCAAUGCGGCUCCACCCCCGCCACCUCCGCCACCACCGCCUCCGCCAAGCAACACGCCGGCACUCAUGCCCAAGCUCGACUACGCAGCGGUGCUUGCUGGCACGGCACCGACCUCUUCCCCUCGUCGCUCACUUCCGACCUCCAUGGUGCAGAAUCACACGGCGCCACUGGCUAUGCCGUCACCACCCCACUUAGGUGGUCAUGAGCGAUUGCCUUCGAAGCCAAAGCUUGCAUCAGCAUCACGGCCUUUGUCGGCUGGCUCGCCACUGACCAAGCCAGCAUCUGCAGCGAAGGAGCCCAGAUCUAGAAAAGAUGAAACACCUGUGCCAGAGAAAUUGCCGCCAGUGAAGAAAAUGACCGCAGCAGCGCAGGCUCGUGCAGCUAAGGCAGCCGCCGCAGCAAGUGCAAAGAAGGCCCCUCCGCCACCAGUACAGGCUCCAGCUGAAACCACAGGCGUUGGGAAGUCCAAGCGAAAGAAGCCUGGAAUGGUCCGGAAGCGCAUUCAACCUAUUCCGGUUCAUCCGAAUGGCCUCCCCAUCUUUCCUAUCUCCCUUGGUGGUCUCACUGUACGCAAUUUGGGCAAGGUUGUGCACAAUAGGCCGAGUUUCUAUUCAGAGCGUUACAUCUGGCCAGUUGGCUUCACCAGCACUCGCUUCUAUCCCAGUAUGAAGAAUCCCGAGACUCGUGCUCUGUACACGUGCAGUAUCCGUGACAAUGGUGAUGCUCCCGUGUUUGAGAUGGUUGGUGAUGAUGAUCCAAAGAACGUAAUAUCUGCUCCGUCAGCUACAGCCUGCCUGUGUUUGGUGCUGACCGCGGUCAACAAAGCAAGGUCCAAGGAAGCAACAAACACUGGAUCCGGACCGGAGUUUUUCGGCUUUUCACACCCCACCAUCAUGAACCUUAUCCAGCAUUUACCCGGUGCAGAGAAGUGCCGCAAGUACCAGUGGGCAGAGUUUGAUCCGCCACGCAAGGUCAAGGAGAACGCCAAGCAUUCGUUUGGUGAUGGUGUGCCGUCCGACCUGCGCAUGCACCCGAUACCAUCGAGCGGCGGUGCCAUCGCUGCCAGUGCUGUUCCCUACCCCAGAGGUUCUGGCAAGGCAGCAGCAGCAGCUGCGGCUCGUGCCAACCCUGGAAAUGCGCUUCAGUACCCGAGGGGUGCAAGUAAGGCUGCCGGUAAGACCUAUCAAGCUCGUGCAGCGCCUGCGCCUGUGUAUGCCAAGCCUGCGCCUACAGCUGGUAUGCCGGUCUCAGCCGCAUCAGGUGACGACUCUGGCAGUGGCAGCGAGAGCGGGUCCUCCUACUACUCCGACUCCAGCGGUAGCGAAAGCGGCUCCGACUCGGAGAGCGAAGCUGCACCUGCUAUCGUGUCACAACAACAGCACGCAGCAGCAGCCGGGGCUGCAGGCUAUCACCAGCAGCCACAAGUGUGGCAUGGCAAUCGCCCAGUUCCUGCUGCCCAUUCGUACCAGUCCGGCCAAGCUGCUUCAAGGCCGUCACACGCCCAAUUCCUGCCGCAGCGUGGUCCUUCUAACAGUGGCUACAUGCCGCAGAUGGCCGUCAUGGCCAACCAGCAGCCCCAGUACGAAUCCUCCGAGUCAUCUUCAUCUUCGGGAAGCGGCUCCUCUGAGAAUGAGUCGAGCAGUUCCGAGGGCGAGGAGUAGCCUGUAUGGAGUCGGUACGUACACGUAGAUCGCUAGGUUGUAGUAUGUAUAUUUUGUUGACAACAUGAUGUGUCCCCUUUUUCCUCGGGCGCCUUUUAUCGCGCUGCCGUAGUUGAUUUUUAACUGCUUUCUUCUGUUCUCUUGCUGCCUCUGUUGACCUGAUUUUGGCGUUACCCGUGCAGUGCCUUCUUCUUGCUUGUAUAGCUGUAUUUUAUCUAGACCUCAGUUCACACUGACUUCAUAUCAUCGCAUCCAAUCGCUGUUCCUUGUUUAGUGCUUGCAAAGCUGUUAGGUCUGAGUUCAAAUUCUCCAAAAUAUUUUCUUGUACGUGGACGUGUCUCUCGCUUAUCAAUCCGAAGUAUGAAACCUUAUGCCUCAAAGUCAGACCUGUUGUUGCAUACACUAUUUUUUCGUGCAAUUAAUGUGUCGUUCCUUCGUUCGCCUUGUCGCUUUACAAGCACAUCCUGGCUUCCAACUGUCCUGCUUCUGCCAUAGUUCUGCUUUUGUUUUCACACCUUCACAACUGUUUUUGGUUUGCUUGUGAAAUUUUAUCAUCAAUACUUCGAAAUUAUCCAGUGCUCUGAAAUCUGAAGUGCAUUAUUGCAUAGGAACAUGAGAAAUACAGAGACCCAAUUGCCUUCGUGUA